Molecule: messenger RNA, 1728 nt
Organism: Hippocampus comes (tiger tail seahorse)
Lineage: Eukaryota; Metazoa; Chordata; Actinopteri; Syngnathiformes; Syngnathidae
Exons: 10
Coding region: 233-1237 (334 amino acids)
Biological process (GO): regulation of DNA damage response, signal transduction by p53 class mediator; regulation of transcription by RNA polymerase II
Cellular component (GO): nucleus; polytene chromosome
Molecular function (GO): protein binding; transcription regulator activity; histone H4K20 methyltransferase activity
Source: RefSeq, a predicted model, not a curated record
GUCACAUCAAUUAGCAGUCACACAGAAUCCAACGUGUGAAGAAGCCAGACAAUCCUACAGUCAGAUAUCUAUUAAACUCUCUUAAACAAACACGACCACGCGUGAUUGACCACCUGAUGUUUACUAGUGGUGAUAAUGUCACAGAGAAGAGCCAGACUGAGCCCUGAAUCUGAGGCUGCUCAUUUUAUUUUAUCUGGAGUCAACAAGCCUUGUUUGAAAGCCCAGUGGAUCAAUGAUUAUAAAGGACGUGGUGUAUUUACAAGUGAACCAAUCGAAAAGGGGUCCUUCCUUUGUGGUUGAGUACCAUGGAGAGUUAAUCUCAAGCUAUGAACGAGACAAGAGACAGAAAAAGUACACAGAGAAGCAAAAUUGUUUCCUGUUUGAUUUUGAAUGGAAAGGAAGCACAUGGUGCAUUGAUUCCUCCCAUGAAGAUGGUUCAUUGGGUCGACUGGUCAAUGAUGCUCACAAAGGCCCAAACUGUAGAAUGAAAAAGCUGACAAUCCAGGAUAAACCUCAUCUUUACUUGUUUGCAAUUGAAAAUAUCCAAGCAGGGAAUGAAAUAACCUUUGACUAUGGAGAUUCUCAGUGGGCAUGGAGAGCACUGACACCAGGUGUUGGGAUCCUGACUAAACCUUCUGGAGACCAAGAAGGGAGUGAGAGAUCCACUUCAUCCUUACAACAGACACCAAGUGACGGGAUCCUGACUGAACCUUCUGGAGACCAAGAAGGGAGUGAGAGAUCCACUUCAUCCUUACAACAGGCCAGCAAAAUCAUUGGAUUAGUCCCCUUUCACCAGACAGCUACUGCAGAGCAGUCAAGGGCCAGCCGUCGACUGCAAAACCAGGCCAGGAAAGAGAUUAUCGAAAGAGAAAGGCAAAUCACGCUGAGUCCGAUGAAAAGAAUGACUGAUUCGAUGUCUCCUGAUGAAUAUUCGAAUUAUGACGACAUGGACUAUGUUCCAGACACAAGUGGCAAUUCAUCAGAUGAACGUAUUUGCAGUACAGAGCACAGAAUCACAGAUUCUCUAGUUUCCCCAAAAGAGGACAUGCCAGUAAAAGAUGCAGCACAGAUUGAGGAAAUCACCACCUCAGCGAUAGCUUCAAGUCAUUCGAUUUCAGUGACAAGUUGCAAUGCCACUUCAUCAGGGAAUGCAUCAGAGAGUAACAGCGCUAUCAAGGUCACACCAUUGCCAAAGGGGGCAAAACAAAACAAAUACAACAAGAAGCAGUGGGAAUAAGAGACGCAAGUGGACAGGUGAUGAAGUGAAGGCUGUUGAGCGACAUAUGUUUGAUUUCAUAACAAGCCAUAACGUUCCAGGUAAAACGAGCUGUGACUACUGUCUCCACGCAGAGCCAGUAGCUCUGAAAGACAGAGACUGGGUGUCCAUCAAAAACUACAUCCACAACAGGAUAACUGCAUUAAAAAGGAAAAUGAAUAGAUAGUACAUUGAAAUGCGAGCACGCCUGGGUACAUUUCAGUUCAAGUUAACUAAAGCAAUAGCAAUGGUGCAUAAAGGGUGGGAUGGUCAAUUACGGUUUUCAUAUUUGUUGUUGAAUACGGUGUUUCACGUUUGUUGUUUCACGUUUGUUGUUUCACGUUUGUUGUUUCAUGAUCUUCAAGAGCAAUUUGGAAAAUCCUUGGAGAUGUUUGGAGAUGUAAGGUAUACUGUAUAUCAGGCAUGUCCCGAUCUGGGCCUGGAGGGCCACUGUCGUGCCUGUUUUCCAGCUC